AUGGAGGAAGAUAGACGGCAGACGGAUCUUGGCACAGCAGCCGAUAUCGAAGAGGCACAGCUUACUCAAGCCAGCCCAUCCCCCGCUAUCGAGAAUGAGACGGAGCCAUCAGCGCAGAACGGAUCAACGCCGCUGAAGCAACCAAAGAAGAGAUUUGUAGGACGAAGAGCGGCAACGGAGGCAGCUGCAAAGAAUGGAGUAUCAGGGGCAUCAGGCGAGAGCGGCGCUGUUCAGACUGCCAAGCCUCGGAGAGCACCCAGGCUGUUGAACCAAGUUCCCAAAGAGAUUCUUGAGAACCCUGAUCUCAAGGCUGCUAUUGCCCUGCUGCCUGCCAACUACAACUUUGAGAUUCACAAGACGAUCCAUCGUAUCCAGACUUCAAAUUCCAAGAGAGUUGCGCUGCAAAUGCCCGAAGGUCUUUUGCUGUUUGCCACAACUAUCUCGGAUAUCUUGACGCAGUUCUGCCCUGGUAUUGAGACGCUCAUCAUGGGUGAUGUAACAUACGGCGCAUGCUGUAUCGAUGACUACACAGCAAGGGCUCUUGGCUGCGACUUGCUGGUGCAUUAUGCGCACAGCUGUCUCAUCCCUGUCGAUGUUACCACGAUCAAGACUCUCUACGUCUUUGUUGACAUUACCAUCGAUGCAACACAUCUCCUCGCAUCUCUGGAGCGCAACUUCGCCAGUGGCAAGACCAUUGCUGUUGUUGGCACCAUCCAGUUCAACGCCACUAUCCAUGGUGUUAAGAGCAGUCUCGAGCGCGGUGGCUUCCGUGUCCUCGUACCCCAGAUUGCGCCCUUGAGUAAGGGCGAGAUUCUGGGCUGCACGUCUCCUCGUCUAACAGAGGAUGACAAGAUCGACUUGAUUUUGUAUCUAGGAGAUGGUCGUUUCCAUCUUGAGAGUAUCAUGAUCCAUAACCCUUCUAUCCCAGCGUACCGAUACGACCCCUAUUCUCGAAAGCUUACACGCGAGACAUAUGGGCACGAGGAGAUGCAGUCUCUUCGACGAACAGCUAUUCACAGUGCUCGGUCUGCCCGCAAAUGGGGUCUAAUUCUCGGCGCCCUCGGCCGACAGGGCAACCCUCACACACUGGGUCUCAUAGAGAAAGAGCUGAAGGCGCGAGGCAUUCCCAUCGUUCAUUUACUCCUGAGCGAGAUCUUCCCUGGCAAGCUCGCGCUCAUGUCGGAUGUUGAGUGUUGGGUGCAGGUUGCUUGCCCUCGAUUGAGUAUCGACUGGGGCUAUGCGUUCCACAGGCCGCUGUUGACACCUUACGAGGCGCUUGUUGCUUUAGGAGAGAGGCAGGAUUGGGGAGAGGGUGUCUAUCCUAUGGACUACUAUGGAAAGGAUGGGCUAGGUAGGACGAGGCCUUUGCAGAUUGCUUCGGGAUAG
Fusarium sp. VM40 is the source of this 1386-nucleotide messenger RNA. NCBI's taxonomy places the organism in Eukaryota, Fungi, Ascomycota, Sordariomycetes, Hypocreales, Nectriaceae. The record is from the annotation of a GenBank genome assembly.